Messenger RNA from Lactuca sativa (garden lettuce), 1174 nucleotides. RefSeq lists its product as uncharacterized. Gene Ontology annotation, cellular component: mitochondrion. Gene Ontology annotation, molecular function: prostaglandin-E synthase activity. Lineage: Eukaryota; Viridiplantae; Streptophyta; Magnoliopsida; Asterales; Asteraceae. The record is from RefSeq and is a predicted model, not a curated record.
CCGUCUCCUCAUCGCUACUAAAACCCUGACUUUCUAGAACGGUCAUUUACAUCUUCAAUGGCAACAACGAUGAGAAAACUCAGCCGACUCGCUACCACGGCCCGUGCGGCGGCGUCCUUCUCUGCCUCCGCUACCUCUCGCCGCGCGAUAGAUUUUGAAACGACUUUGUAUGGUAGCCGGUGUAGCACUUAUUCCAACGCACACCACUCUCACUGCUUUUCAACGCUCGAUAAGGCCAUCGGCGGGAACAUUUCCUAUUCCUCGAUCGCCUCAGCUGCUCGAGAGCUCCACGAGAAAGAUCUACCGCACUCUAAUACGAAUUACGCCCCUAAAGACGUCGUUCUUUACCAAUACCAAGCUUGCCCUUUCUGCAACAAGGUUAAAGCAUUCCUUGAAUAUCAUGAUAUUCCAUACAAAAUUGUGGAAGUCAAUCCCAUCAACAAAAAGGAAAUCAAAUGGUCUGAUUACAAGAAGGUGCCAAUAUUGAUGGUAGAUGGUGAACAAAUGGUUGACUCUACAGAUAUCAUUGACAAAAUGUUUCAAAGAAUGCAUCCUGACUCUGUCUCUGAGGAUGAGGAAACUCAGAAGUGGCGUGGGUGGGUGGACAAUCACUUGGUGCAUGUAUUAUCACCAAAUAUAUACAGAAGUCCCUCUGAAGCUCUUGAAUCAUUUGAUUACAUCACUAACCAUGGUAAUUUCAGCUUCACUGAAAGGCUAGUAGCAAAGUAUGCUGGAGCUGCAGCUAUGUAUUUUGUAUCAAAAAAACUCAAGAAAAGACAUAAUAUAUCUGAUGAACGUAAAGCUUUGUAUGAAGCUUCAGAAGCAUGGGUGGAUGCUUUGAAUGGAAGACAAUAUCUUGGAGGUUUAGAACCAAAUUUGGGUGAUCUUGCUGUAUUUGGUGUUUUGAGACCAAUUCGCUACUUAAAAUCAGGAAAAGAUAUGGUGGAGAAUACACGUAUUGGGGAAUGGUUUACUAGAAUGGAGAAUGAAAUGAAGCCUCAUCGUGACACAAGUUUUCAAGAAGCAUAAAUAGCUUUAUAUCUUUUUUAACUUGUUUUUCAAUGUUUUAUAAAUGAGAAAAAUAAAGGUAACAGUUUUGAAGAUGAUGGGAAAUUAAUAAUGGUUAUAUUUGUAUUGCUUAAUAAGUUAUAACAUAGUUAUGAUAUGUUAAUGA